AUGUUAAUAGUGGUACCGAAAUCUCCAUUAAUCGAUGAUUUUCUUCUUGAUCCUUAUGAUUAUUAUGUUGAUGAUCCAAGAGAUGACAAAAUUGAUGAUGAAUCAUUUAUUGCGACAAUUGGUGCUAUAAUUAGUAUACGAAUCGGAUAUAUGGCAACGAAUUGGACUCCAAUCUUUUGGAAUAAAAACAAGGCUCUACCUAUUCUUCCUUUACCUAUAAUAGCUUAUGCCAUCUUAAUUGAUACAUUUAUGCAAAAUUUCAAUUCAGAUAUUUGUUAA
Molecule: messenger RNA, 279 nt
Organism: Rotaria sordida
Lineage: Eukaryota; Metazoa; Rotifera; Eurotatoria; Philodinida; Philodinidae
Source: the annotation of a GenBank genome assembly